Stomoxys calcitrans (stable fly) is the source of this 942-nucleotide messenger RNA. It is a transcript of the gene Enoph, whose product is annotated as enolase-phosphatase E1. Lineage: Eukaryota; Metazoa; Arthropoda; Insecta; Diptera; Muscidae. The transcript is spliced from 4 exons. The record is from RefSeq and is a predicted model, not a curated record. Bases 78 to 839 code for a protein of 253 amino acids. Gene Ontology annotation, molecular function: magnesium ion binding; acireductone synthase activity.
UUUUUUUGUUGAGAUUCUUAUCUCUGUUUAUAUUUUUUUAUUUAUACAAAACCAAAAGUAAAUAGUAGAUUGCAGACAUGUGUCCGACUAAAGAGCUUACGGCACGAAUUAUCCUCUCAGAUAUUGAGGGCACAACUACAUCAAUUAGUUUUGUGAAAGACAAACUCUUUCCAUAUGCUAAAUCGCACAGAAAAGGAUACCUGGAGCAGACCUGGAUUAGCAAGGAAACCAGCGAAAUUGUUCAAGACUUACUAGAGCUGCCUGAAUUUGAAGCGUAUAGCAAUGAAAAUCCUCAUCUGGGAGAAGAAUCGUUUGGCAUAUCUACAGUAAGCGAUUUUGUAAACUACCUUAUUGAUAAAGACUUGAAACUGGGACCUCUAAAGAGAUUACAAGGAUUGGUGUGGGAAAAGGGGUACAACUGUGGUGACAUUAAAGGCCAUGUUUAUUCGGAUGUGCCGGCAGCCUUUAAACGGUGGAAGGAAUCAGGAUUACGCUUGGCAAUCUACUCUAGUGGCAGCAUAAAAGCUCAGCAACUUCUUUUCGGGCAAAGUGACUUUGGCGACCUGCUGCCAUACAUUAACGGCCAUUUCGAUACGACUAGUGGCCAUAAACAAGAAACACAGUCGUAUACAAACAUUACCAAAGAUUUGGGCGAGGACCCAGCAGAUAUUCUAUUUCUAACCGAUGUAAUAAAAGAGGCUGAAGCAGCACGUCAGGCUGGUUUACAAACUGUUAUACUCUCAAGGCCGGGCAAUGCCCCAUUGACAGACGAUGAUAAAUCACAAUUCACAAUUGUCGAAGAUUUUGAAAAGCUCAACGUUAAGCUCAAACAAAAAUAAACAUUAUUGAAUGAAUUUGAUCAAUUUGAUAAGUGCUUACUCAGAACAUCAUACACAGAACAUCAUCACAUACAGAAAAUAAAAAUCGGUUUCAGUCACCUAA